AUGGACACUAACACUCCCGUCCCCAAUGGACCCAGAGAGAUGGGAGCCAGUGCCACAGAAGAGAAGUUUGUGGAGAAGUCCAAAGGAGAAGUCAGACAAAUUCGGCAGAGUGUUCUGGAGAAAGAGAACCAUGAGUUGGUAUGGCCAGAGAAAGGAAGAUUCAGGUUAACUGUUCAGUUGCCCACGUCUCCAGAUGAAACCCAGGAUGAGUCCAGAAGGCAAAGUCCAACAAAGGAAUCCAAGACCAAAGAAGAUGCCAAAGACCCAGGCGCAGCUAUUUCUAAAGAGCUGGAUUCAAAACUCUCUCUUAAAGAAAGAGGUGAAAACAUGGAAGCCACGCCAGAAGAAUGUGAAAACGUUUCGUUUUUGGUUGCAUUUGAAAAUCUGAAGAAACACGUGAAUGACAUCAUGUUAAUACUGUUCGUGGAGAACAUAAGUGGGCUGUCAGAAAACAAUAAUGACUUUCAAGUGGAAUUAAUGCGAGAUCUUGAUGUUGCUGUUGUUAUUUUUCAAAGACCUAUAGAUAUCAUUAAAUUUAUGGAGAAGUGCACCACCUAUCAGUCAGACAAGCAACUUGACUUUUCCCCGAGACUUCUGGAAGCAACAAAAGCCAUCAGAGUUGAAAACCUGCCACCUGGUGUUGAAGACUAUUAUUUAAAACUUUUCUUUGAAAAUCCCAAUCACGGAGGAGGAGUAGUUGAGAGUGUUCAAAUCCUUCCUCAAGAGAGUUCAGCUAUAGUUGGCUUUUCCGACCGAAAAGUGCUGGACACCAUCUUGACCAAGAAACUUAUCUUCAAUAACAUGCCACUCUCUAUAUUCCCAUACUAUCAUUCUUUGGGCACGGCCCUGUACGGCAAGGAGAAGCCCAUGAUCAAGCUUCCAGCACCAUUGGAAAAGUCAGUGCCUCUUCCUCUAUGGAAGUUCUUACAGAAAAAUAAGCACCUGAUUGAGGAGAUAGACAAUGAAAUGGGGCGUUACCAUUGUGAGCUAACCUGGGCCCCACCCAGUGGUAUUGUCACCAUCAGGCCUGCAGCCACCUUAGUCAAUCAAGGAAGACCAAGAAUCGCUACAUGGAGUGAAGAUGUUUCCACAGCAUUCUGGGCCAUUGUAUCUCAAUAUCAAGUUAUCACAAUGCACGUGGACCCCCAAAUAUGGAACACCAUAAAAGAUGACUUUGAAGAUGACAAGGUUUUGAUUGAGUAUGAUACAGUUGGGGAGACGGUUACCCUUGCAGGGAACUCAGAGGAUGUGCAAAGCAUCGAGCCACAAAUGAAGACCUUAAUAGAAAGCACUGUUGAAAAAGUGAAACGGGAAGAGCAGAGCCUGAAGGAGAAAAUGGCCAUUUCUCCAGGAAAAUAUUCCCUUUUGAGUCUCUGUGGUUUACUGAAGGAUCCACACACACAGUGUCCGGAGGUAGAGAUUUCUUAUGAUGCCGGCGCUGGGCACAUGUUCCUGAAAGGGCCCCAGGUUGAUGUGUAUAGAAUGAAGUGCAACAUUCAGGAGCAGGUGCACUCCAUGGUUCAGAAAAGCCUUCAGGUGCCCUUGGAGAUUUUACAGUUUCUGAAGCAGAUAGACAGUGAAGAAUUCUCGAUGUCUCUCUUCAUAGCAAAGGAAAUCCUAGCUAUUUAUGAGCUAGAGCAUGCAGCUGUGCUCCUAACCAGCUGUUCUGUUAAAGGCCUGCUAGAUGCUGAACAACAAAUGGCCAAUGCCUUACAUUAUAAACGCAUUGAAAUUGAGGACAGGGACGUUCUUAAAGAUAAGAAAUGGAAAGGGCAUAUUCAUAGUUUGCAUAAGAAACAUAAUUCCUCAUCCACAACUGUGACCAUCGAUGAGGUAACUUCCGACACCAAAGCUGAGAUCAUCAUAGCGGGCUGUGUGAGAGAGGUCAAUGAAAUCUAUAAAGUACUCUUUGCCUUUGUUGAAGAAAACACAAAAAUAGAGAGAUCGAUUGAACUACAGUCUUCCUUAGUGGCUCAGUAUAUCAGGUCAGAAAAGAAGCUCAUUUGGUCAAAAAUAAAGACUAAGAAAAACAUGCAGGUGAUUUUCAAUGUGGAGAAUAAGGGAAAAAGCAUCUUACUAAUUGGCUCAAAGACCAAAGUCCUGGAAGGAGUAAAGAUUAUCCAGGAAAUCCAGGAUUCAGUCUGUCUGAAAAGCAUCUGCAUCAAUACUCCAGCAGCCCGUCACUUCUUCCUGGACAAAGACCGCUAUUAUAAGGGGGAGACCAAAAGGCGCUUCGGUUGUUUUAUUGACCUUCAGGAAGAUGAGGGGAGGGAGGGUGGUGGCCACGCAGGUGGGCAGCAGGGCUGUGCUAAGGCUCUCUUGGCUCCUGGAGUCUCACUGCUGGUUCAGCGGGGCGACUUGACCCACUUUCCUGUGGAUGUGGUGGUGAAUGCGGCGAACAAGGACCUCAAGCACGACAAGGGCCUUGCCGGUGCACUUUCAAAAGCUGCCGGCCCUGACUUGCAGUCUGACUGCGACCGCCUAAUAAAGGUGAAGGGCCCGCUCCCACCAGGCAGCGCCAUCGUCUCCAGAGUCGGAAAGCUCCCAUGCCAGCAUGUGAUCCAUGCAGUCGGGCCCCGGUGGGACGCGCUUGAUGUCCCGAGGUGUCUGUACCUACUAAGGAAAGUCGUGGAAGAAAGCCUUAGUCUGGCUGAAAAACACAAGGCUCAGUCCAUUGCUAUCCCAGCCAUUAGUUCUGGAUCUCUUGGCUUUCCUUUGGAUCAGUGUGUGGAGACCAUUGUGGUGGCCAUCAAGGAAAACUUCCUGUACCACAGGGAUGGGCGCACUUUGAAAGAGAUUUACCUUGUGGAUUCAUCUGAGAAGACUGUCGAGGCUUUUGCUAAAGCGGUGAAAACUAUGUUUAAAGCACCAGAGCCUACUAAUACUCUCCUGCCUAGUGUGUCAGCAGCAAGCCAACCCAUGCCGAUAAAUGAUCCUGGAACCAGCAACGUUCUGGUGUCCCCCGAAGGCCUGAAGAUCCACCUUAUGAAAGGAGACGUGCAGAAUGUGAUGACUGAUGUUGUUGUCAACUCCAUUUCCACGGACCUUGGGCUUGAUAGAGGGCCCCUUUCUCGGGCUCUCUUAGAAAAAGCUGGGCCACAGCUCCAGGUGGAAUUGAACCAAGUCGGACAAGGGGUUCUCGUCGGUGAUGGCACAAUACUGACAACCCGUGGUCAUCAACUACACUGCCAGCAUGUGCUUCAUGUGGUGCCUCCAGCGUGGGCCAACGACGCAUCAUCUCGGAAGAUUAUGGAAGACUUAAUCACAAGGUGUUUGGAGAACGCUGAGUACUUGUCAGUAAAAUCAAUUACAUUCCCAGCUAUCGGAACAGGAAAUUUGGGAUUUCCUAAAACCAUUUUUGCCGAAUUAAUUGUUUCAGAAGUGUUAAAAUUUAGCAGCACGCAGCAACUGAAAGCGGUAGAAGAAGUACACUUUCUGUUGCACCCAAGCGAUCAUGAAAAUAUUCAGGCAUUUUCAGAUGAAUUUACCAAAAGACGUCGUGGGAAACUCGUCAGCGACAAAAUCCCCAAGAAUGAAGAUAAACAAGGCUUAUAUGGGGCUGUGACUAGCCCCCAAACAGGAAUGCACGAGAUGAAUAUUGGUCCCAUCAUCUUCCAGGUGGCCUCUGGCGAUAUCGCCAACGAAGAUGCAGAUGUAAUUGUAAAUUCAACCGCAAAGGGAUUUAAUCUCAAAGCAGGAGUCUCCAAAGCAAUUUUAGAAGGUGCUGGACAAGAUGUGGAGAAAGAAUGUGCUGUUCAAGCUCAGCAGAGCAACAGUGAUUAUAUAAUUACCAAAGGAGGAUUACUGAAGUGCAAGAGCAUUAUCCAUGUCAUUGGAGGAAAUGAUGUCAAAAAUUCUGUGACCUGUGUCUUGCAAGAGUGUGAGAAAAUGAAUUAUGCAUCCAUUUGCCUCCCAGCCAUUGGAACAGGGAAUGCCAAGCAGUCCCCUGACAAGGUCGCUAAAGCCAUGAUGGACGCCAUUGAAGACUUUGUCAAGAAAGGAUCCGCCAAAUCUGUGAAAAGAGUCAAAGUUGUUAUCUUGCUGACCCCGGUGCUGGAUGUGUUCUACGCCCACAUGAAGAAGCGAGAAGGGGCGCAGUCUUCCUCCUAUCUGUCGGUGAUAUCUAAAAUCGCAUCCUAUUUUGGUUUCUCGCAGAAGCCUCCCAAAAAGCAAACUCCAUUGGUUUUGGAAAAGAAAACAGAAUCAACAAUUUUUCAGGUGUGUGGUGAAAAUGAAAAGAGCGUGGGAAGCGCUAUUGCCUGGAUACAGGAUGCAAUGAAGAAGGAAAUUUUCACUGUCCCCAACGAAGAUGAGUGUAUCAAACACUUUGAUGAAGAGGAAUAUCGGGAUUUGAAUCAGCUGCAGAGGAACCUAAAUAUCGCUAUUUCUCUGGAUGCGAAGAAACCUUUGAUUGAAGUAUCAGGAGUUAAAACCGAUGUGAAGACAGCCGCAAGUGAAAUUGAGAAAAUGAUUAAGAAAGUCAGAGAGGCCACAGAACAGGAGACUCAGGCUGAGUAUAUCAGUGAUUUUGUAGAAUGGCAAUAUAACGACAAGAACAGUUUUUAUUCUUUUGACAAAAUAACCAAUCUGAAAUUGGAGAAAGCAAAGAAAGAAAAUCAAAGCACAGUGAAUAUCAAAAUUAAUAAACAGAACUACACAGUGGACUUGCAGGCGAACCUCGCUACAGAUGCACAAGGAAACACCUUACCUGUCCAGCGCAUCAACAAAGCUGAAGCUAAGAUCCCGGAAAACUGGAGUGAUAUGAAGCAGCAGAUUUCCUGUCUGGUGGAGCUGCAGCCCAGCCAUUCAGAAUACCAAACCGUGGCCAGCAUGUUUAACAAGACCUGCUCAAACUUCAAAAUACAGAAGAUUGAAAGGAUCCAGAAUCCAAGUCUCUGGAAUUACUACCAGGCAAAGAAAAAAGCUAUGGAUGACAAGAAUGGCCAAAACAACAACGAGAAGCUCCUCUUCCAUGGGACAGAUGUAGCCUCAUUGCCACAUGUCAACCAGCUCGGCUUUAACCGCAGUUACGCUGGAAAGAAUGCUGUGGCAUUUGGAAAAGGAACUUACUUUGCCGUCAACGCUAACUAUUCUGCCAAUAACACGUACUCCCGGCCAGACGCAAAGGGGAGGAAGUACAUGUAUGUCGUGCGGGUGCUGACUGGCCUCUACACAGUUGGAAACGCUUCCUUAAUUGUGCCUCCUCCGAAGACCACGCAAGACCCUACUGACCUGUAUGACACUGUCACCGAUGAUGUGAGAAACCCAAGUUUAUUUGUGGUCUUCUCAGACUACCAGGCUUACCCAGAGUACCUCAUUACUUUCACAACGUGAUCCUCUUGCUUCCUUCCCCAAAGACAUUUUUCAUGUAUGCAGACCUGGUUGUCAAACAAGUUUCGGGUGGGUUCCCCCCACCCCCCACCCCCACCCCCACACAGUUGUUUUCGGAGCUCGACGGGCCCUUCUUUGCCACCAAAAUGGACUCUUUCAGCUUCCCUGUCAUCAUCUGGAGGGAACCUACCUUGCAGGGGGCACAGCGGUGGACCUUGAGCUGCUGCUGAGCAGACGGCUCUUAGUGGUCCAACGCUUGGUCAUUCAUUCAUUGCAUCUCCUCCACACCUGCCCCAAAGUAGAAACCAGCUGGUCGCCAUUCUUGCCUGACUGUUACUUUGCCUCAGAUUGAACGAGUUCUGUGACUGGGAACGUCAUGCACGAAUCAGCCUGUAACAUGCAGGGCAGCACAUCAGGACCCUGGGAUUGCAGGGAAGUGUGUCCUCCCACCUCCAGGGGCUGGGACUUGGCCCGUG
Messenger RNA from Echinops telfairi (small Madagascar hedgehog), 5807 nucleotides. RefSeq names its product poly(ADP-ribose) polymerase family member 14 (gene PARP14). Gene Ontology annotation, cellular component: cytoplasm; nucleus. Gene Ontology annotation, molecular function: NAD+ poly-ADP-ribosyltransferase activity; transcription corepressor activity. Lineage: Eukaryota; Metazoa; Chordata; Mammalia; Afrosoricida; Tenrecidae. The record is from RefSeq and is a predicted model, not a curated record. The transcript is spliced from 17 exons. Gene Ontology annotation, biological process: negative regulation of gene expression. The coding region runs from base 1 to 5334 and encodes 1777 amino acids.